CCUCAAAGAGAAAAGAAGAAGAAGACGGAGAAGAAGAAGAAGAAAAAAGAGGAGGAGCGGAGUUAGCUUCCAGUAUUGAAGCGUGCACCUUCUGCGGCAACAACUUCUUUGUUGCUCCACGGCAGUCAAGUUCGAGACUAUUUUGCUUUGUUUUUCUUUACUUUACUACAAAAUGAACGGUUUAAACGGCGAGCAGAUGUCUCCACAGACGUUCCUUUACGGUUGUGUGCUUGAAACCGGAAAGGAGGUGCUCUUCAAUCCAGAGGACGAUGACUUUGAGCAUCAGCUGGAUCUACGGAUGGCGUGUGCUGACCCGGCCACAAAAGACGAGUUUCACCUGGUGGAGGUGGAAGGACAAGACUCUGAGGGUCAGAAGGUGACGGCCGCGCUGGUUUCCCUGAAGCCCUCCACUCUACCGAGUGUGUGCCUGGGGGGUUUCACCGUCACGCCGCCGGCAUUGUUCCGUCUGAAGGCCGGUUCUGGUCCGAUCCACAUCAGUGGGCAGCACCUCGUCAUGAUGGAACCCGAUACGUUUGACGAUGACGACGAUGAUGAUGAUGAGGAGGAAGAAGAGGAGGAAGAAGUCAAAGUGCCCAAGAAAAGACCCGCCCUGUCUCCUGUCCUCAAAUCUCCGAAAAAGAUGAAGAUUGAUGCUGAGAAUGAAGACGUAGACUCGCCCGUCAAGGCCAAGAGGAUGCCGUCCAAACCACAGAAGUCCGCCCAAAAUGGCAAAGGUUCCAAACCCAACACUCCGGCCCCAAAGCAGGCGAGGACCCCCAAAGGAAAAGGGGAGAAAUCACCUAAUGCUCCAAUGACCCCCAAGGAGCCUUUAACGCUCCCUGAGAUCCAAACAAAGAUGGCGGAGGCGAUGAAGAAGGGAGUCAGGAUGCCCAAUUUGCAGGCCAAGUUUAAGAACUUUGUGAAGAAUUCUUUUAAAGUCUCUGAUGAGAAGGUUGUCGAAGACCUGUGGAAGUGGAGGCAAAGUGUGACCGACCCAAAAUAAAUAUUCAGAUUUUUAUUAGUUUUUUUUUUUUUUUUACUUCAUGCCCCCCUGCCCCCCGCCCCAACCUCCCAGUGUGCCUCAUUGAAAAUCACAUCUGAUGUUCUUAUUACGAAGGGCUGAUCCUGAUUUAUGCAAGGAUUGUCCAACGCACCCUUACAUAUUUGCAUAUGUAAAUAUGUUCCUAUGGGAAUACAUGAUGCAAGUGUCCAUGGAUAACAUUCAUCAUGUACAUCAAUAAUGUCAAACGCCUUUUUGGAUGAUUUACUGUUGUGGGCAAGUUCCUUUUUUGUUGAGUUAUGUCUCAGUGUUGAUUCAUUAGCAGACAGUGUAUUCACCAUCCACAGGACCUGUUUUUUUGUGUGUUGUUGCUGCGAAGGGUCUUUGGGGCGUCCAUGAUGGCUCGAUGCAAGUUUACCGCCUGUAUGAAGAUAGCGGUGUCGUGUUAACUGACCAAGUGAAUAAAUACUGAAUGGCGAGGCCUGUUCAAGUGAUGAUG
Doryrhamphus excisus (bluestripe pipefish) is the source of this 1499-nucleotide messenger RNA. RefSeq names its product nucleophosmin 1a (gene npm1a). Gene Ontology annotation, biological process: ribosomal small subunit biogenesis; positive regulation of transcription by RNA polymerase II; ribosomal large subunit biogenesis. Gene Ontology annotation, molecular function: RNA binding; histone binding; chromatin binding. The record is from RefSeq and is a predicted model, not a curated record. Lineage: Eukaryota; Metazoa; Chordata; Actinopteri; Syngnathiformes; Syngnathidae. Gene Ontology annotation, cellular component: nucleoplasm; centrosome; ribonucleoprotein complex.